GAGAAAAAGUUUAUGAUCUAAAAAUAGGUAAAAAUCGCCAACAAAUCCGAUAAUUUUGAAAGCUGUAGGUGACCUGUCAGACGAACACGAGCAGUUUGUGAUUAUAUUGCGCUCUAUGAUAAAAAUCUUGUCUCGGCCCACGGGACUUUUUCUGCUGAAGUUCCAGUGAGUGACCACUACGUCAACUGGAGGCAGCUACAAGCUAGCAAUACUGUAUCCAGUUAUUUUAAUAGAUCCAUGGUAGCACCGUGGGACUGAACGUGGCGUCAUCACGUCGGUGCCAAAGGACAAACAUGUAUCACAGGGAUCUACAAUAAAAAAAAGAUUAACUAACUAAAAGUGGCGCGGCUCCAUGGUAAGGAUGCGAGCAUACGCUUUGUCAUUUCAUUCAUAAACAAACGUUUUGGAAAGGAAAAUGUCCCUUCUAACCUCUUCCAAGAUGAGUGCUGCAGUGUCGGACCUCCCCAGUGGCCCGCUGGACAUCUACAGGAGCAAAGCCUCAUUCAACUGGAAGGACAUGGUGCACUUUAUAGAAGGAGACGACAUUAUCAUUUUAAAGCAAAAGGUGUUUCAAACUUUAGAAAAUGACCCUUUGUUUGCUCGUUGUCCUGGAGAAGAUUUGCCUGUGGAGAGGAUGAGAGAGCUUGCAUUUCUCAGAGUAAAGCAGCUUUUCCGCUAUGACUUACUGCCUGAGGAUGAGUUUUAUGCCAACCCAUUUAAAUAUGUUAUCCUGAAUGACUGCCUUGGCAUGUACGACUGGGGUGUGUCUGCCAAGUUCUUCCUCAACAAAGGGAUGUUUUAUAACACCAUUGCGAGUACUGGAUCUGAAAGACACAGCAAUUAUUUGGAGUCUAUUAACAACAUGAUGAUCUUUGGGUGCUUUGCUCUGACUGAACUGAGUCAUGGCAGUAACACUAGAGCCAUGAGGACCACAGCCACAUAUGACCGCAACACUCAGGAGUUUGUGAUCAAUUCUCCGGACUUUGAGGCGGCCAAGUUCUGGGUAGGGAACCUUGGAAAGACAGCGACCCAUGCCGUGGUGUACGCUCAACUCUACACUCCUGAUCAGGUGUGCCACGGACUGCACUCCUUCAUCGUCCCGGUGAGGGAUCCCAAGACGCUGCUGGCCCUUCCAGGUGUGAUGGUGGGAGACAUAGGCAAAAAGCUGGGCCAGAAUGGGUUAGAUAACGGAUUUGCCAUGUUCCAUAACGUGAGGAUUCCACGGGAGAACCUGCUGAACUCAACAGGAGAUGUGACUCCUGAAGGCCAUUAUGUGACGCCAUUUAAGAACCCUAACAAGCGCUUCGGAGCAUCUUUAGGUGCUCUCUCAGGGGGCAGAGUGUCCAUCACCAGAAUGGCUGCUGUAAACCUGAAUUUGGCCCUGGUCAUUGCCAUUCGAUUCUCCGCCACAAGGAGGCAGUUCGGACCAAAAGACACAGAGGAGAUCCCUGUUCUCGAAUAUCAGCUACAGCAAUGGCGUCUGAUCCCGUACCUGGCAGCGGCUUAUGCUCUGGAGAACUUUACCAAAAGUUUCUACAUGAACUAUGUGGAGUUCCAGAUUGGACUGCUUCAAAAGGACAAGAGCGAGAGACAGUCGGAGCUGGGCAGGGAGAUCCAUGCCAUGUCCUGUGCCAGUAAACCUCUGGGCUCAUGGACCGCACAGAGGGGCAUCCAGGAGUGUCGAGAGGCCUGCGGCGGGCACGGCUACCUUGCCAUGAACCGCCUGGGAGACCUGAGGAGUGACAAUGACCCAAACUGCACGUAUGAGGGGGACAACAACGUCCUACUGCAGCAGACCAGCACCUACCUGCUCAGCUGGCUCAACCACAAACAACACAAGAGUGGUCGUAUUGAGUCUCCUCUUCACACUGUGGACUUCCUCAAUGAUUUCCAUCAAAUCUUGGAAACCAGGUUCACUGCCUCAACAAAAGAAGAGUGCAUGGAUUCUGUGGUGUCUGUGGCAGCCUACAAAUGGUUGGUAUGUUUUCUGUUGGACGAGAGCAACAAGAGGCUACAGCAGCAAAGGAGCAAGGAGGGCGAGUUUGAAGCUCGCAACAACAGUCAAGUGUACUACUGCCGCUCCCUGUCCAUGGCCUACAUCGAGCUGACCUGUCUGCAGAGGUUUGACGAGCUGACCAGGGCAGAGGACACGCCGGCUGGGCUCAGGGCAGUUCUGCAGAAGCUGUGUGGACUUUACGGACUCUGGAGCGUCAGCAACCACAUGGCCACGCUGUACCAGGGGGGUUACUUCAGUGGACGACAACCAGCAGAGAUGAUCCAGAACGCCAUUCUGUCUCUUUGUGCACAGCUUAAAGAUGACUCGGUGGCCUUGGUUGACGUUUUGGCGCCUCCAGAUUUCAUCCUAAACUCUCCCAUUGGAUGUGCAGACGGUCAGCUGUACAAGAACCUGUGGUCCACGAUGAUGCAGGGCCCCGAGGUGCUGCAGAGGCCGUCCUGGUGGAAGGAGUUCUGCUCAAACAAGCCUGAGGUUGGCUCUCUCCAGGCCAAGCUGUAGUACACGGACUAGAACCAGCACCAAGGGAGAAAGGAACUACAUCAGGAUUAAAUGUGCUCAGCUAAUAUUGGUAAACCUAAUAGUAACUUUUAACUUGAUUUGAAUUUUAAUAGUCAUGCUGCUACUUUCUAGAAAAGGUUAUCAUGAUAAGCCUAUAAGAUCCUCUUCAUUAAUGAAAAAAAGACAGAAAGCACAACUCUAAACUACCAUAACUUUAGAAAGAAGCCAAUAUUAGUUGAGUUUUCUGCUUGUGUCUUCUACAUAGUUAUAAUCUGAUACCCUUGGAUGUUAUAAUUUGGACAUUUAAAAUUUAAAUAUUGAUCUAAAAUGUCUUCAGAAUAAGCACUUAAAGAUAACGGAAAGAAAACAUUGUGCCUUAGAUUUGCCUUUGUGUCAUGGAUCAGCUUUAAUAACACAUAUGAAAUAAAGAUAUAACAAUCCUACCUCAAUUAAAAUUAAAUCAAAUUAAAUUGCAGUUGUGUCUAUGCAGCUAACAACAGAUUAAUGCCGUUUGAGCUUUCGAUGUAGAUCAUGUAAAUUGUAGUUUAUAUUAUGUCAAAUUGAUGUUGAUGAUUUACAUGUCUGCGUAUUUAGAAAACAGCGGUGUCGAACUAAAUGUGUCUGCCUUCUCUUCAAAAACUUUAAAGAGACAUGACCAGAGGAAAAAUGGUCAACAUCCUUUUGAAAUAUAAAAGUCCAGCGGUGGUGUUGCAGUCAUAGAAGUCAGAGUCUUGUUAAAGCUAAAUAUAUCACAUUGUUUGAAGCUGCGUGAUCAAACACAAAUGGAAAAAAUAGAUUCAUUCCUGUACAUAAGAAUGUAGUGUACAUACUAUACAUAUACAACUCUGAAUACUAAGAAACGUUUAAGAAAAUAAAUGCUUCUGAUAAUUGUUGUGUAUAACCUUGUGAUUAAUUAACAAGUUUAUAAAGCUGCUUUUACUUUGUGCCUCAAUAAAGAUUUUAUAAUUUGUCA
Molecule: messenger RNA, 3488 nt
Organism: Boleophthalmus pectinirostris (great blue-spotted mudskipper)
Lineage: Eukaryota; Metazoa; Chordata; Actinopteri; Gobiiformes; Gobiidae
Gene: acox3
Product: acyl-CoA oxidase 3, pristanoyl
Exons: 19
Coding region: 416-2515 (699 amino acids)
Biological process (GO): lipid homeostasis; fatty acid beta-oxidation using acyl-CoA oxidase
Cellular component (GO): peroxisome
Molecular function (GO): pristanoyl-CoA oxidase activity; fatty acid binding; FAD binding
Source: RefSeq, a predicted model, not a curated record